This is a messenger RNA of Cydia amplana, 578 nucleotides long. RefSeq names its product biogenesis of lysosome-related organelles complex 1 subunit 5 (gene Muted). The transcript is spliced from 4 exons. Bases 120 to 578 code for a protein of 152 amino acids. Gene Ontology annotation, cellular component: transport vesicle; BLOC-1 complex. Lineage: Eukaryota; Metazoa; Arthropoda; Insecta; Lepidoptera; Tortricidae. The record is from RefSeq and is a predicted model, not a curated record.
AUCUUUAGGAAUAAACUGUACGAUUUUGCUUAUCACGUUGCUUAAUAAUUUUUCAAAUUCCAUCCUCAUAGUGUCCUGUGACUAAUAAUUAACUCAUGAUGCAAUAGUUGUAUCGGUACAUGAAAUUACCAGAAAUUGGUGAAGUUUGGGCCAGAUUAUUUGAUCAUAGACCAUUUUUAAAUGGAGAAAUAAAGUUUAUGCUAAAGGAAUUCGAGGAAAAACGCGGAGAUCGUGAAGUAGAGAACUUGUUCUUCAUUCUUGAGAAGGUCACUGACAUUAAAGAUAGCCAGGUUGACAAGAUAAAGAAAGGUAGUGAGGCUGCACUACCUGUGCUCAGCGAGAAACUAAACCAGGCACUCCAGUUGUGUGAAGCAGUCGAGGCUGAUUAUCUAGAAGUACAGAAGACUUUUGAACAAAAACAAGCUGAAAAUCGUGAAAAAAGGCAAAAGGAAUGGGAUCAGUUCAUUGAUGAUAUGAACUUUAAGUGCCAAAGGAUUGACAACGCUUUUGAAGAAAAAGAGGAAGAGCUGAGAGAUCUCUACGCAGACCUAAACCACAAGCUCAACAUUACCAAAUAA